AUGAGGCAUAAAACUGAUAUCUAUCUAUCUAUCUAUCUAUCUAUCUAUCUAUCUAUCUAUCUAUCUAUCUAUCUAUCUGUGUCUGUCUUUUUUUUAUGCCAUUACUUUUCUCGCCUUUUCUUUCUCUUUACUUUCCUCCUUUCUUUUCCUUUUUACAUUUUUCUUUUCUCCUUCCAUUUGUCAUCUUCCAUUUUUAUCUGUGAAUUCUUUUUUUCCUUUUUUCUUUCUUUAUUUUUUGCUUUCUUUCUUUCUUUUUGCUUUCUUUCAGAUCCUCUCAUUUCCAACCACUCUCUACUAUCCUCUUUUCUUUCCUUCAAUCUUUUCCUUUUCACAUUUGCAUUUUUCUCCUUCCAUGUAUCUCGUACCCUUUCGUUCUUUCUUUCUUUCUUUCUUUCUUUCUUUCUUUCUUUCUUUCUUUCUUUCAAAUCCUCUCAGUCCCAACAAUUCUAUAAUAUUCUCUUUCUUCCUUCAUUCUUUCGCAUUUGUAUUUCUUUUCUCUUCUUCUUCGAUUUUCCACACGAUUUCUUUUUUCUCUCUUUUGUCUUUCUUUUUCUUUCCUUCCUUCCUUCCUUUCUUUCUUUCUUUCUUUCUUUCAUACAUUCAUUCAAAUUCACUUAUUUCCAAGUGCUCUCUGCUAUUUCUUUUCUUUUAAAUAUUUGUAUUUCUUUUCUUUCUUUUCUCUUUUCAUUUCCGUCUUUUCUUUCUUUCUUUCUUUCUUUCUCUCUUUCUUUCUUUCUUUCUUUCUUUCUUUCUUUUCAUAUCCUUUCAAUUUUCCACCCGAUUUCUUUUUCUCUCUUUCUUUCUUUCUUUCUUUCUUUCUUUCAAAUUCACUUAUUUCUAAGUACUGUCUACUAUUUUUCUUUUAAAUAUUUGUAUUUAUUUUCUUUCUUUUCUCUUUUCAUUUUCCGCCUUUUCUUUCUUCCAUUCUUUCUUUCUUUCUUUCUUUCUUUUCUUCCUUUCAAAUCAUCUCAGUCCCAACCACUCCUUACUAUUUGCACGACUACCCGAAUACAAACACCCUUACUAGCCCUUGAUUUUGUUUUCCUUACCAAGAUCGUGUCGACAAGAAUUUAUCGGCCUAUCUAA
This is a messenger RNA of Acanthosepion pharaonis, 1086 nucleotides long. Lineage: Eukaryota; Metazoa; Mollusca; Cephalopoda; Sepiida; Sepiidae. The record is from the annotation of a GenBank genome assembly.